AUGCUGCUGCUGCUGUUGUUGUGGUUCCGUAUCCAUCAUCAUCCCCCUGCUGCUGCUGCUGCUGCUGCUGUUUUUUCUUUUGCUGCUGCAGCCGCUGCAGCACAGCUUCACACUCAGCAGCAGCAAACUCCCAACGAGAUAAAGAAGCAGCUAUUUCUGCUGCAGUUAAAGACAAACCCACGUAAGCAGCAGCUCCGCCCUGAACACAGCAGCAGCAGCAGCAGCAGCAGCAGCAGCAGCAGCAGAAGCAGAAGAAGAAGAAUGUGGCCGCAACAGCAGCAAAGGAUGGAACAACGACGCCAGCAGCAGCAGCAGCAGCAGCAGCAGCAGCAGCAGCAGCAGCCGCAGCAAACGCAUUAUCAAAGGCAGCAGCAGCAGCAGCAGCAAAUGUACAGGCUGAGGCAGCAGCACCUGCAGCUGCAGCAACUAAUGCAGCAGCAAAGGCAGUUCCACAGGCAGCAGCGGGUGCAGCAGCAGCAGCAACUGAUGUCGAAUUAUAGGCAGCAGCAGCAGCAGCAGCAGCAGCAGCAGCAGCAGCAGGUGCCGUAUCAUACGCAGCAGCAGCAGCAGCCCCAAAGGCAGCAGCAGCAGCAGCAACAAAGACAGCAGCAACCACAAGUGAGGCAGCAACAGAUGCAGCACCGACGCCAGCAGCAGCAGCAGCAACAAUUCCUGCAGCAGCAACAAUUCCUGCAGCAGCAACAACUGCUGCAGCAGCAGCAGCAGCAACAACUGCUGCAGCAGCAAGAGCAGCAGCAACAGCAGCAGAGACCAAACAACGGAGGACAACAAAGAAGAAGAGGUAGAAGGUCGAGCAACAUGCAGCAGCAGCAGCAGCAGCAGCAGCAGCAGCAACAGCCGCUGCAGCAGCAGCAACAACCGCGGCAGCAGCAGCAAUACCAGCAGCAGCAGCAGCAGCAACAGCAGCUGCAGCAGGAGCACGCUGAACGGCAGCAGCAGCAGCAACGCUGGCGUCGGCGGCAGCACUAUAUGCGGCGGCGACAGCAGCAGCAGCAGCAGCAAGAGCAGCAGCAGCAGGACGACCAGCAGCAGCAGCAGCAGCAGCAGCAGCAGCAGCAACUCAUUAACCCCGACGCAGAAGACCCAGUACAGGUAACAGAAGAACAAAACUACUGGCUGCAGAUGCUGCUGCUGCUGCAGCGCGACGAGCUGCUGCAGCAGCAGCUGGAGCGGGAGCAGCAGCAGCAGCGGCGGAGGCAGCAGCAGCAGCAGCAGCAGCAGCAGCAGCUACCAGAUCAUGAGAUAGACCAUCAACAAAUGCUGCGGCUGCUGCAGCAAAUGCAGGAGCUGCAGCAGCACCACCCGUAUAUGCAGCAGCAGCGGCAGCAGCAGCAGCAACAGCAGCAGCGGCAACAGCAGCAGCGCCAGCAGCAGCAACAACAGCAGCAGGAGCAGCAGCAGCAGGACGACCAGCAGCAGCAGCAGCAGCAGCAGCAACGCCGACAGCAGCAGCAGCAGCAGCAGCAGCAACGCCGACAGCAGCGCCAGCAACAGCAGCAGCACCAACCGCAGCAGCAGCAGCAGCUGCUGCACCAACCGCAGCAGCGGCAGCAACAGGGACAGCAGCAGCAGCAAGAUGGAGAGCAGCAGCAGCAGCAGGAGGAACAGCAGCAGCAGGAGGAACAGCAGCAGCAGGAGCAGCAGCAGCAGCAGGAGCAGCAGCAGCCGCAGCUGCUGCAGCAGCAGCCAUGGAGGCUAAGGCGGGGCCCCCCGCAGCUGGAUAGAAACCUGCGGCUGCGUGAGCUGCAGCAGCUGUACAUGCUGCUGCAGCAGCAGCAGCAGCAAAACUUUGAGGGAAUGCAGCAGCAGCAGCAACAAUACUUUCAGAGAGUGCAGCAGCAGCAGCAGCAGCAGCAGCAGCAGCGGCAGCAUCGAGAGGAAAGGAGAGAGCAACGAUACCAGCAGCAGCAGCAGCAGCAGCAGCAGCAGCAGCAACUGGUGCAGCUGGUGCGACACCAUAACCAGUACUAUGGGGGGGGAGAACAAUACUAUCAGCAGCAGCAGGAUCUGCUGCAGCAGCUGCAGCAGCAGCAGCGGCAGCAGCAGCAGCAACGCAUGCUUAGAUAUACAAGAAGAAGGAGGAGACAAGCAGCAGAAAUAGAGAUAGAGGAGAGGCUAGAAGCAGCAGCAACAGCAGCAGCAGCAGCACUUGUCGAUACAGGUAAUGCACUCAUGAAUCUAUCAUCUGCUGCUGAUCCUGCUGAUUCUGCUGCUGCUGCUGCUACUGCUGCUGCUGCAACAAGAGGUGCAGCAGCAGCAGCAAAAGCAGCAGCAGAAGCAGCAACUGCAGCAGCAGAUGCAGGAGCAGCAGCAGCAAGACAUUGGCAAUUAGAAGCAGCACUGGAGGUAGUAACAGCAGCAGCAGCAGCAGCAGCAGCAGCAGAAGCAGCAGCACGUGCAUCUAUUGCAGCAGGAGAAGCAGCAACUACGCUGCUGCAGCAGCAAACACGUGCUGCUGCUGCAGCAGCAAACGACACAGCAGCAGCAGCAACACUAGCAACACAAACUGCCAGCAGCAGCAGCAGCAGCAAGAGUAGCAGUAGCAUCAGUAGCAGCAGCGGAAGAGUAGUAGCAGCAACAGUAGCAGCAACAGCAGCAACAACAGCAGCAGCAGCAGCAGCAACAGCAGCAACGACACGCCACACUCCCCCCGCCCUCGCAGGCGACGCAGGCUCUGCUGAGCUCUCCUACUUUGCUGCUGCUGCUGCAGCAGCAGCAGCAGCAGCAGCAACAGUAGCAGCAGCAAGAGUAGCAGUAGCAAGAGUAGCAGCAGCAGCAUCAGCAGCAGCAGCAGCAGCAGCAGCAACGGAACACCACCCUUCCCCCGCCCUCGCAGGCGACGCAGACUCUCUUACGCUCUCCUCCUACCUUGCUGCAGCAGCAGCAGCAGUAGCAGCAGCAACAGCAGCAGCAGCAGCAGCAGCAGCAGCAGCAGCAAAAAGACUUACUGGUGUGUCUGCAAGGGCCUUGCGCUGCAGCUCUAAGGAAGAGAGAAACCCUUCUACAUCUCCCGUUUGCUGCUGCAGCUGUGCUGCAGCAGCAAAAAGAGCAAGAUGA
This is a messenger RNA of Eimeria mitis, 3078 nucleotides long. RefSeq lists its product as uncharacterized. The transcript has 2 exons. The coding region runs from base 1 to 3078 and encodes 1025 amino acids. The record is from RefSeq and is a predicted model, not a curated record. Lineage: Eukaryota; Apicomplexa; Conoidasida; Eucoccidiorida; Eimeriidae.